GGCCAGAACGUAUUUAUUCAUUUUCUACAGCAGCCGUUCUGACAGGUUUAUAUCAAUGUGCCGAGUCUGAAACGUUAUCUCUAUAGUAACAACUUCCACAGGGAUGUUUACGAUGGACGCUCCAUCUAAUCAGAUUAAAAACGAAACAAAAACGUUAUUGGAAUGGUCACAUUUUCUGUAAGGAUACACUGAUUUAGUAUAUAUGGAAGGAGUCUCCAAUAAUAACUCUGCAUUUUUAAACAGUUUACACUUUCCGGUUUGUUUCUCUGUUAGAUGACAAGCUGUGUUUUUUUUUUUUUGUCUUGUCAACUUAAAGAGAAAGAACCAGAGAGUCUAGAGAGGGAGCUACUGUUUAUAUCUGUUAUCAUGUAUGUAAUGUAAGGGGUAACUUGUCUUACAGAUGUCCCAAUAGAAUGAGAAAUGGAUAAAGAGUAAGACAUGCUUUAAUAAAUGAAAAAUGGUGAUUUGGCUGUGGUGUGAGAGUAAUAAAACACUUCAAGACGUGCUGUUAUUGGGAAAUGAUUAACUUCCGGGUGGUAAUAGCUACUCUGAUUCCUCACACCACCUUCUCAUUGAUAAUCUUCCUUAAACAGCACAGCCACUAGUGAUUUGUUCUUCAUAUAUUGUCUGUGCACGCUAGCACGUUCGCCUCACACCUGUUCUCCACGUGCGGUUUCCUCCGGGUACUCCGGUUUCCUCCCCCAAGUCCAAAGACAUGCAUGGUAGGGUUAGGGUUAGUGUCCGAAUGAGUGUGUGAAUGUGUAUGUGAUUGUGCACCCCAUCCAGGGUGUACCCCGCCUUGUACCCCAUGCUCCCUGGAAUAGGCUCCACUCUCCCGAAGACCCUGUAGGAUAAACGAGAAGAAUGUCCUGACAAUAAGAUUUUAACAGUGGAGUAUCCGUGUAUCAGAGCAGGAGGAGAGCGUGGCACAUGCCUCAGGAGGAAGUGCUGUAAAGGUUUCAGGUUCGUCAUGGGCCAGUGUGUACCAGAAAGUGUAGACGUGUGUGCAGGUUCUCCGUGUGAGCAGCAGUGUAUGGAUAACUUCGGCCGGGUGGUGUGUACGUGUUACAGUGGCUACCGCUUCGACCGGGAAAAACAUCGGCAGCACCUCCAUCCGUACUGCUUAGAUGUAGAUGAGUGUGAGGAGUCUAACGGGACUCUGUGUGAGGAUGUGUGUGAAAACACACCCGGCAGUUUCCGCUGUCGUUGCAGUGCUGGAUACACACUGGCUGCAGACCAGCGAUCCUGCAUACCUACACACAAACUCUCUCUCACACACUCUGCAGGGAAGUCUGAUACCCAGAUGAGUGCUGGUUCCUGCUCUCUCACCUGUCAGGACAUCAUGAACAUGAGGACUAGCCUACAGCAGCUCAAACUCCGCCUGGGACACACACACUCGACUGGACAGGUGAUCUCACCUGAUCUAGCUAACAGCAGUGAAAAGCCACUUCCUGGUAGAGUGGGGAAAAAUCAUGAUAGCCACACCAUGUCUGGUCCACCAGGGGUGCCAGGACCCCCGGGGCUGCCAGGACCUCCAGGACAGAAAGGAGAACCUGGAUCCAUUGGUACUCCAGGGCCUCAGGGUCCGAGGGGUGAUAUGGGCCCUAUGGGUCCCCAGCCGGACCUGGAGCAUGUUAAGAGGGGACGCAGAGGACCAGUGGGACCACCGGGAGCACCUGGAAGAGAUGGGUUUAAGGGUGAAAAAGGUUCUCCUGGACUCAGAGGACCACCGGGACCUCCGGGAUCUUUCGACUUCCUCCUACUGAUGAUGGCAGACAUCCGUCACGACAUCAUCGAGCUGCAAGACAAAGUGUUUGGAAAGAGGACAGACUUCUUACUGGACACCCCCCCAGACGCCAUGGUGGAGGCGGAGUUUAAAGACUCGGGUUCAGGACAGGACGAGAAAGUGCUGAAUACAUGACGGAUGUGAAGGCGUGGCACAGUGAGAGUCACAAUAAAGGACAUGAAACCGAAGCUGGCCGUCUUCAGUACUGAAACUUUGGACAAAUCAAGCAGCUGUCUCUCCGUCAGUGUGCAGACGGCGAUGAUAACCCUGAACAUCAGCUUUGCUUUGGGGCUCGAAUGAUGGAGAGAGAGCAAGAGCAGAGAGAGAAAUAAAUCACUUAAAGCGCACCUAUUAUGGUUUUGAAACGAGCCUAAUUUAGUUUUAACGGUCUCGUACGAUAGAUUUACACGCAUCCGAGGACAAAAAACACUUUAACGUGCUCAACAUUUAAACUGCAGCGUUACCUUUUUUCCCCCCAGUGUCACAAACGACUCGUUCAAUGAUUCUAAAGGAUUCGCUCUAAACAUACUCUGCUCUGAUUGGUCAAAUGUCGCAGUCUGUUGUGAUUGGUCUACCGCUGUCAGCGAGCACACGAUGAAGACCAGAGGCGGGGUUUAUUGUUACAAACCGACGUAGGUUAGUACAGGAAGUGAAGUCUGGAAUCACUAACGACUCGAUUCAGCUGUUCAGAAUCGAUUCCUUCUUUUGGGAGUCGAUAACUCCGUUUGUCGUGCGCUUUGAUUUUUGAAACUUUGCAGACGUUUUACAUUCGCAAACAGCGACAUAUAUAACACACGACAUGAAAGGGAAUAUUUGAAAAACCAUAACAGGUGCACUUUAAUCUCAAACCACAAACUAACACAUGCAUUUGGUACAUGUACAGGAUGAAUCAGUUAUGCUAGUGGUGUUCCAUUGUAGGAAAAUAAUCAGUGUGAUGUGGGUUGAUGUGAAGUGGAGUCAUUCUCACCACCCUAAAGAGGAUUAUUCUGACGUUUUAUUCCCUUUUAUACCACAGCAGUUUGCCCUCGAUUGCAAUUUUUAAAAAAAUUUUUUUACAAUAUUACAUUUUGUGCUUUUUUUUUUAUCCAUUUAGAGUUAUGUUUAUUGUUGUGGAACGUCCCUGAAACAAGCUAGUUCCUGUUAUCACUUACAUUAUAAAAGCAGCUACAGUACUAUAUACAGUCGUUCCUUCGGCAGUCUCUCUUAUAAUACGAGAUCAGACUGAAGACUUUUGGCAAACUUAAAGUUACAGCUUGACCCCUGACUAUUAUGGUACAAAGCUCUGAAACUGGACGCUCCUUCCAAAAAAAUAAAAAAGAGUUAAAGAAACAUCUCCUUACAGAAAACUUCACCAUAACACAUACCACAAUUACACACCUUUUCAUAAUCUGUUUAAGGGUAAAAAUGAUCAGAACGAGUGCAUUGAUAUCAACAUGAUUUGCCUGGCGGCGGGAACUACAGUCAGAGUUGCUGUUAUGGGAAAUUAAUCGACACCUUCUGACCAAUCAGAAUCGAGAAUUCAACAGUGGAGUAGUUGAUCAUCUAAGCACCGCCUUUUACCUUUAAUGUUAACUGAUCGUUUUUCUCCUGAAGCGUCACAGAAGUCUUGAACAAUCUACGACCUGUCCAAUACUGCCAUUCUCUUAAAAUAAAUAAAUAAAUAAAUAAAUAAAUAAAUAAAUAAAGGUACAGGAAUGUACAGUACUGUGCAAACGUUUUAGGCACAUGCAAAGAAAUGCUGUACAGCAAAGAUGCCUUCAAAAUACUGAGAUUAAAUGUGACUUUCUGUCAAAAUAAAAAAAUAAAUAAAUAAAAAGAGUAGUCUCCGGUAGAGUUAGUGCAGUUUUAUAAGGAAAUGAGCUGUACAUGUUAUCGAGCAUCUUGCAGAACCAGACACGCUUCUUCUGGAGACUUUGACUGUCACACUCGCUUCUUAUUUCUCCAGCGAAAUCCAUCAGCAAUCACUGUGGGUUUUUUUUUUUUUUUUUGUCUGAAAAAUGUCUCUUUCCACUUAAUAUGCUGUUUUCUUUACUGAUGAACAUUUCGUUCUGUGCUGGAAAAUGAAUGUUUGGGAAAUGAAAAUGUUUUGUGUACUGACUCGAUAAUAUAGAAGUCAUCAAAGAAAAAUAUCUAUAACAAAGUUUGUAGUAAAUAAAUAGCGUGCCUAAGACUUUUGCUCAGUACGGUACAUGAAAUGAAUGUGAUGUGAGCUUUUUCCUGUCUCCAGCGCGUUGUAUGACUUGUGUACGUCACAUCAUCCUCAUCAUCAUCAUCAUCAUCAUUCAGGCUUAUAGCACUUGGGGGGUUUGAAAUCCCACCUCUGCCCUGUAUGUGCAAAUCCCACCUCUCCCCAUGCAAACUCCGGGUCCUCCGGUUUCCUCCCCCGGGUCCACAGACAUGUGUAGCCUGAUGGGCAUUUCCAAAUUGUCUGUCGUGUGUGAUUGUGCCCGGUGUUGGGUUCGCACCCCGUCCAGGGUGUCCCUCGCCUUGUGCCACGAGUUCCCUGGGAUGUGCUGCAGGCUCCACCGUGACCCUGUGUAGGAUAAGAUUUAUGGAAAAUGGAUGGAUGAAUGUAUUAUUAAUACUAAAACUGAAACGUUCUGAGUGAGCUUGUCAUGUUUCACCAGCAGAGGGAGACAAAAUACAGAAAGUAGAUAUGUCUCACCACUAACACUGAACAUUAUUUUAUGUCAGAAUUCAAACUGAAAUCAGAUUUUUUUUGUUAAGUCGAAUAAUCUCAUUAUAGCCAAGGAAGUUUUUAAAAAAAAAUACAUUUACAAUUCAGAUCUAGAAAUGUCAUCACUCAUUUACACUGACCCACAUUAGUUAGUAGAACAAUUUAAAGAGAGACUUGGACUUUGUCUAAUCGUAUCAAUUUCUACACAGUGCUUCCCAAAUGGCUUUCGCAUCCAGACACAGUUUAGCGUUUUCCCUUCCUAACUUUCCUACUUCGAGCUAGAUUCAAACCCUGAAAAAAAACACACAAAAUUUUCAGCUGUGCAAUGUUGCAGCUCGUAACGAUGGGAGAUUCUUGUGUGGUUCGCAAUAUAGAAUAAAGGCAAUGUUAUUCAUUAUUCAUCCUAUUUGCCCCCUUUUGUCCUUGAAGCAACCGGAAUCAUUUCAUGAGAAAAUGAUAACCUUUAUGAUGAAACUGUGUACUGGAAAGGAAAGCAGGCCUCCAGCUGGUAAUUAAAUACCAGUUUGUUUAUUGACUUCUGUAUUCUGCGUGUAAAUUCUCUGCAUGUUUCUCCCGUGCAUCGUUUUUGUUCUGCGGCAUGAUUAUAAAUCCUGGACAGUCACACGCACGGCCAGUUUUCAAACGCAUGUGGCCUACAAUCGCAGCGCACUAGUAACACAAACACACAAAUAUGCACGCUCAACAAGCGUAUGUUUGGAAAGUCCAUGUCCUGUCUAACACACCCUUCUCUGUACAGCUACCACAGUGUUGUCAUGUUGUCAUGGGAACAAAGUAUGAGCAAACACGCCUGAAACUAUGUCACGUCUCUGAAAAGGCAUUAUUACACACGGAUCGCUCCGUCGUGGCGGCUCGAAAGUCACGGCAUCGCACGGCAUAUCGAGUGACGGGAUUCAGUCUAACGUGAUACGAUUCGUUUUACAGAACGGAUGAAUUUCCAGUCUGCGCACACACGACGCGAUAACAUUUUAAACGGUUUGCAAGCUACGGCUAACAUCACGUUAUUACGUCACUGUGCUAGCUAGUUAGCUAGUUAGUAACUCGCUAGCGAGCUAGUUAGGAGGUGUGUCCUAUUUUGAAAUUGAGUACGUAAUAGAGAUACAGUCGGAGAUAUUUUACAAGGAAUAUUAUACAGAAGCUCUACUCGAGUUUUGCUAGCCAUAUAAAGGCGUCCUAAUUAAAGCUAUUUUUAACAUUCACACAAAAAUGGGUAACGUUAUGGAGAAGUUAAUGGUUCUGGGUUACUGAUCAGAAGGUCCGGAGUUCAAGCCCCAGCAUUGCCAAGCUACCACUGUUGGGCCCUUGAGCGAGGCCCUUAACCCUUAAUUGCUCAGUUGUAUAAAUGAGAUAAAUGUAAGUCGCUCUGGAUAAGGGCAUCUGCCAAAAAUGUCAAAAUAAUUAUAUAUAUAUAUGGAGUCAGUCAAUAAUACUAUACUACAAAGCCAUGAUUCAAUGAAUGAUCCGAAUAUGAAUAUUAUAUCGUGGUAUCAAUCGUCCGUGGUGUGUUUUCACCAAGGACUUCUGUUCAGCUACAUCGUUCUGGGUCCAAAGUGAAAUCUGCUUCCUUUUAUACCCUCGUGUGACGAGAAGUCGUGACAGGAAGUCACGGCUGGUCUACUGUCUACCAUCUCACGUGUCGGACGGCUGUGUUUUUGUAGCAUCGACAGCUGACGUGUCAACGCUGUGUCUCAGAAGUCGAUUCAGCUCGACUGCUUUUAUCAAUAGACACGGUCACGAAGCAGCUUUGCAGAAAUCCGGACGUUCGUUUAAAUCACCAAUGAGCAAGUGAGAGGCGACAGUGGUGAAGAGGGAAAAAAUUCUCUCCGAUGAUGUGAAGAAGAAGAAGAAGAACGUCUUGAGACGUUGAAAAACCUCUCCUGGGUGACGCCGGACAGUGUGAAUACGAAUCAUUCGUCUCCCUCGACUCUGUACUGUAAAGUCAAACGGCACCGAGUGUGUUGAAAGGUAUGAGCAGGUUGUGAAUCAUGGGAUGAGACUCGCACAGCAGCUCUUAUGUACAAAUCUACACUCGGAGUCUGGGAAAUAAACUCUUUGUGAGCGACUAGGGCAACCACAGGUCUUCCUUUCCUCACGUGCGGCGGCAGAAAACACAGGUGAAACAAGUUUAUGCGAUGCUACGAAGGGUCAGACGAGUUCAAAUAUCACUCAUGUCACUGUAGUUACGCUGUACAGUGUGAUCUCAGUGCUGAAUGAGUUGCAGUGUUUGACAGCGAGUCAGCGAGUCCUCUAGCUCGUGUGACUAUUGUGUAUAAGUCACAAUCACACACAAUAAACGUGUAAUUAUCUCCCGAGGUGCCGCGGCUAGUCAGCAGUCUGCCGUCUCGUGUGUCGGACAUGUGUCGGGAAAAAGCGCCGCGGUGAUUAAAACGCUCUAUUGUUGUCUCACUUUGGACGUGUCUUCUCAUGGAUGUCAUUCUGUAGGGUGCAGCAUAAUAACCUUCAACUAUAUGACAAUUUUGCCGAGGUUCGUGGAGAUAAAUCAUCUUGGUUUGUUGGUUCAUGGGGCGUCAAACGUUUUCGCAGCUAGAGACCCAUUAUUAGGAUAAUGUGGGGUUGGAGUUUUAGGGGUUAGUUGGGUGUUCACGGAAGAGGUGGGUCUUUAGCCGUUUUGUGAAGAUAGUGACGGAUUCUGCGGUCCGGAUUGAUGCUGGAAGUUCAUUCCACGACUGAGGGACGGUCAGUGUGAAGGUUCUGGAAAGGGACCUCGAGCCACGCCGAGUAGGCACUACUAAGCGUCGGGCGUUAAUCGAUCUCAGAUCGCGUGAUGGAACGUAGGCCUUCAGGAGAGAGUUGAGGUAGGAGGGUGCUGAUCCAGACAAGGUCUUAUAGGUGAGCAUCACCAGGCCUUGAAUUCGAUUCGGGCGGCCACAGGAAGUCAGUGGAGGGAGAUGAAGAGGGGUGUGACGUGGGAUAUCGUGGGCUGGUUGAAGACGAGGCGUGCUGCUGCAUCAUUCUGAAUCAUCUGAAAGGGUUUUGAUGGAGCUGCCUGGGAGACCCGAGAGAAGUGUGCUGCAGACAAUGCGUUAAACAACUACAGUAUACCGUAUAUACAAUUAUACAUUAGAGAGCACGGUCCAUCCGCAGAACCCACUGUUUAGUUCUUGAUUCUGAUUGGUCAGAAGGUGUCGAUUAAGAUUUUUCACAGCAAGACAAAUCCCAGGUUUAUAUUAACGCGAUCAUUCCAGUACAUGAUCAUUUCUAUAGUAACAACUCAAUCGCAGGGAUUUUUUGAGUUGUGGACGUAGUAAUAAUCUAAUAAUAAGCGAAUAAUUCAAAUGUUAUUUAAUGAAGAGAAUUUGUCGAUAUGGCGACAUGGUGAUAUGGUGUAAGGAGACACUUGUGGAAGGAGUCUCCGGUGCCAGACGCUUUUCGACCGUUCGGGACAGAGGAGUUUUUACGCUUUCCGGUUUCUCCGUAAAAUGACAAGCUGUAAGUUUUUUUUUUUGAUUUGAUUAAGGUGAAGAUAAAGUGAGUAGAUGACUGUUUAGAGUUGCUGUAACGUAACAGGAUUCGCAGAUACUCCGUAACAUUCAAUGUAACUAAAGCCGGAUCAAAAAGGCUUGAUUUAAUAAAUAAAAACGGUAAACAUUGGCGAAUUGCUAUGCUGUAACUGGAAUAAAACACUUCAAUGUGUGUUGACUUCAGGGUUCAUCACAGCACCCCGUCGCUGAUUAUUUUUCUAUAACAGCACACCAGGAAGUGUUUUAUCCCUUAGGAUUCCACUUUGAGGAUUCUUACCAUUUCCUACGACAGCAGAUCAGAAGACGGCUUUUCAUCUCGUUUGAAUACUAGACCUUCCGAAUAAGAGUGAUUGGACUCUCUGGUUGUUGAAUCGAUCCGUACGUUUAUUAAAGCAUUCAGAACCAAGGAAAUAAAACAGCUGCUGUGCUUACUUACUUACUUAAUCCUCUUCGUCCCGUGUCAGACAUAAUGCCGCUACUAGCUCUCUCCAUCGAGGUCUGUCCUGAGCUGUGAACUGUGCUUCUCCCCGUGAGAGCCCCAUUUCUUCCGGCUUGGUCGCCACUGUCUGCCGCCAUCUUGUUCUUGGUCUGCCUCAUUUGCGCUUGCCAGGUGGUGUCCAACACAAAGCCCCUUUAUGUAUCCCGAGUACAUGUCCGAGCCAUCUUAAUCGGAGUAUCUCCUGAGAUGUGUUCUUAGAUCUUGUCUUUUUGUACAUUUGAGAUGGUAUUGCGCCAGUAGAUGUUACAGAUCUUCCUAAGGCAGCUGUUAUGUUACGGAAGGCAUCUAACUUGCCCAUUUUCACCCUUCUCCGACAUUCGGAGGCAUACAGAAGCACUGAUUUAGCAUUGCUGUUGUAAAGUUUGAUCUCUGUUCCGAGGCUUAGCUGUUUAGACUUCCAGAUGGUUCCGAGUCUGGUCAAAGCUGCUCUUGCUUUAUUUAUUUAUUCGGGCCUUGAUGUCUUUUUGGGCUCCGUUAUAGCAUACUUUUGCUUUCGAACACAAAACUACGAGUUUGUUUAAAGUGUCGUAUCCGGUUAAUGGCGUAACGAAAGUCGGGUAAACGAGGCCGGCUGCAACAUAUCGCUAGAGGUCAUAUUUGUAUUUGAGCUCUGUGUGAGCUAGCACGUUAUCCGCUAAUGCAGAGUUGUUAUAUGAGGGUUCCUUAUUGCUUGUCGUGUAGUAACUGUACACCGCUGAAAAGGUUUUCGUGACAUUAUCUUUUGGAAAAUAUCCUUGUUUCCAAGAACAGGAAUGCGGCUAAUUAAAUUCUCCCUCCACUUCCUUUACUUGGAAAUCAGGCCUAAAAUUGUAUAUGAGAUGGAAUCUGAGGACAGGAUCAAACAGCGCUGGCAUUUUCUCUGCAGACUGGUGUUGAUUUCAUGUUUGUAAUUUGUAUGCGUGUGUGUGUGCGGUUUACACGGACUGAAUAUGAGCUCCUGUUGGCAUCGGAGGCCUUUAGCAGCAGGAGACGGCUGUGUUUCCUGAAGCGCGAUAAAGCCGAACUAGAGAUGGACUAAAGCCAAGAACGCGCUUCCUCGAUGACUGAAUACAUUCCACUACUGAUGAUAUGAGAGAUCGGGAAGGGUAAUGAUUACACACCCACACACACGUGAAGACCCACGAACACAGCACAGGCACGCAUGUAGAACAAACACACGCACACACACAUAUCUCUUACUAUCCUUGUCAGGACCUUCAACUGACAUAAUGCUGUUAAUUGAUGCUAUGCAACAUCUAAAUCUAAUCCUAAUGACCCCAUCAAACAAAACGUUUUUAAUU
Molecule: messenger RNA, 9742 nt
Organism: Ictalurus punctatus (channel catfish)
Lineage: Eukaryota; Metazoa; Chordata; Actinopteri; Siluriformes; Ictaluridae
Product: collagen and calcium-binding EGF domain-containing protein 1
Exons: 11
Coding region: 971-1921 (316 amino acids)
Molecular function (GO): calcium ion binding
Source: RefSeq, a predicted model, not a curated record